Messenger RNA from Rhipicephalus sanguineus (brown dog tick), 5918 nucleotides. Its product is annotated as dnaJ homolog subfamily C member 10. The record is from RefSeq and is a predicted model, not a curated record. NCBI's taxonomy places the organism in Eukaryota, Metazoa, Arthropoda, Arachnida, Ixodida, Ixodidae. The transcript has a single exon. The coding region runs from base 353 to 2701 and encodes 782 amino acids.
UGCUUGUGCAACUGGCGUGGCCGGCCACGCCAAUCCAAAUCGUUUUCGUGUCGCGUCCUUGGCGUCGCGUUGAAUCGUGGCAGUCGCGUGGGCAUCGUGCGCAAGCUAAGCUUUCAUUUGCUCUCCUAAAUUACGAAAGUGUGUCAGCGUUGACAUCAGUUAUUUUGUGCCGAACAGUUUAAACUGGAUAUGACGUUAAGCCGGCUACGGUGAGACUCUUGCUGUCACGCAUUGUCUAGACUUGGUCUAGACAAGCUACCGAGCGCCGGUUUUGCUCCGACGUUAGGUGCCUUCUUUUGUGUGUCGUGGGAACGGUGACACGGCGAACAGUGACAUCAACCAGCGUAGCGCAAUGAAAGCUGCGACAGUGAUCUUUAUUGUCGUGCUAUGGCCGUGUAGUACACUGUGCGACGAUUAUUACAAACUCUUGGGCAUCGAACGGGACGCAGACAGCCGUGACAUAAGGCGAGCAUUCAAGAAGCUAGCUCUGAAGUUUCAUCCCGAUAAGAACCAGGGUGAUUCAGAAGCGCACGAUAAAUUUGUGAAGAUCAACAAGGCGUAUGAAGUGUUAAAGGACCCCGACGUUCGAAAGCGUUACGACACUUACGGAGAAGAAGGAUUGGACGGUGACCAAAGCGGAUGGGGACGCCAGUAUCACAGCUGGAACUACUAUUACGAGAAGUUCGGCAUUUACGACGAUGACCCCGAAGUGGUGACACUGAGUAGAAACGACUUUCAGAGCUCAGUUGUUGAAUCAGAGGACGUCUGGUUUGUUAACUACUAUUCUCCACAAUGUUCGCAUUGCCACCACCUUGCUCCCGCCUGGCGUCAGCUGGCCAGAAGUUUCGAAGGAGUUAUUAGAAUUGGCGCAGUAAAUUGCGAAGAAGAUUGGCAGUUGUGCAGACAGGAAGGCAUACACGCUUUUCCCUCAUUGAUCUUCUAUCCAGAGAGGGAAAAGUACAGCGGUUCUAGAGACUUCGACGAUAUGAAUGAUUUUGUGUUGCGUCGGCUUCCGGACCUUGACAUUGAUAUAUCGGAAACUGGCCUCCUACAGGCAGAAGCCAGCUCACUGCUUAGAUCAGUAGUAGUUGCGUCCUGUACUAGCACUGACAUGUGCUUAGCAAAAGAAGAGCUCAAGAAGUUGGCCGUAGCACUUAAUGGCCUUGCUUAUGUCUCUCGUCUUGAUUGCAGUAAAGAGGCAGCACUGUGUAAGAAGUUAGGAAUUAGUGAUGGAGUGUACUUUUUUGAAGCAGCAACUAGUGAGCUUAAAAAACCACGAGAGUUAGAGGGAAGUGAUGCCUCUGAAUUGCGGAAAGCUGUUCUGAAAGAGCUUCCUAGUUUUGAGCCAAUAACAUCAGAGGUCUUUAAUGGCCUGAUUCAGCAGCUAGAUGGCAGUGAUGAGUCUGAACCAUGGCUUCUGCAUUUCUCUAAGAGCAAACAGCCUGACACAGCUGCAGAGCUAGAGUUAAAACAUAUAAGAGGUUACAUUCAGUCUGUGCGUCUGGGCUCUGUUGACUGCAGCCAAGAGGUAGAUGUUUGUGUGCAGUUUUCAGUCACGAAAUCCCCUGUCUUCAUUCUCCUGAGAUCGAGUGGCGAAUACGAAGUAUAUCAUGGUCGUGUUAAUGCACGAGAUUUAGCUUCAUUUGCAAAGGAAAGUGCAGCGAGUCGUUUGCAGGCUUUAACAACUGCAACCUUUGAUAGAAAGGUAUUGCAGGGCAGAACUACAUGGUUAGUCGAUUUUUUUGCACCUUGGUGUCCACCAUGCAUCCGAACACUUCCUGAACUGCGAAAGGUAUCGCGUUCUUUUGAAGAUGUGAUGUUUGGCGUUGUUGAUUGCACUUCAGAUGCUUCACUCUGCCAAAGCAAUGGGAUCAGUUCUUAUCCAAGCCUUGUUUUAUUUCAUAACAGUUCAACAACAUCUCUGAGUGGCUACAGAACUGCUGCAGAGAUCAAGGAGUUCAUUGAAAUAUCGCUUGACCCAAAAGUGAUAACACUCAGCCCUGAAACAUUUAAAGAGCUGGUAGAAAGCAAAAGUGAAGAUGAUGUUUGGGCUAUAGAUUUUUUUGCUCCUUGGUGUGGACACUGUAAGAAAUUGUCACCUGAGUGGAACAAAUUUGCCAAGAUAGUCGCUGAUGAGGCAAACAUAAAUGUUGGCCAACUUGACUGUGACGCCCACAGACAGUUCUGUGCUGAACAUGGUGUGCGCUCCUAUCCCCAUCUUCGUAUCUAUCCUCGUGGACGUUUCAGCAGUCGCCAUUACUCAACAUUCAAUGGCUGGUCAAGGGAUGCAGCAUCUUUCAGGGACUGGGCAACGCAUUUCCUUCCUAGCAGUGUUGAAGAACUUGAUCAUCAUGCUUUCUAUAAGGAUGUUCUCGGUGACACUACACCGUGGCUUGUAGACUUCUAUGCUCCAUGGUGUGGCCACUGUGUGUCAUUCAGGCCUGUGUUUGAAUCAGUUGCAAAAAAGUUUGAAGGCAGAGUAAAAUUUGGUGCUGUAAACUGUGAGGAGCACUGGCAUGCUUGUGAUGCAGCACAAGUACACCGUUAUCCUACAGUUAUGUUCUUUGUUGGUAAGACUACUAAGAUUCAGUCUGCAGUUGGUAACAUAAUUCAUGAUCAUAGAGAAGCCGACUUGGUGAACACAUUAGAGUUAUUUCUCAAAGAAAAAUCUAGGUCUAAAAGAAUUGAUGAUGAGCUGUAAAAUCAAGCCUAUUGUUUAGCAACUGAAAGGGGGGUAUAUAUACUUUGUUCGUGUAUAUAAUUUCACUGCUGCGAAAAAACUUUCUCUACAAGUUUUGCCCUUUGCUGCACACCAAAGCAGCGGCAUGUGUUCCAAAUGUUUUUACUCAUUGAUCAUGUUUGAAGGAUUUUGCCUAGUCAUUUUUAAAGCAGACUGUGCAAGGAAAGGCAAAGCAGUGAUAUUUCAUCUUCCUGCCUAAAUGCCAAAAGAACAGUGCCGAGCUUUAUUGCUGCACAAGCGACUGGAUAAAAAAAUGCAAUGCCUAACUUUUCAGUCAGAUGUGCACAUUUUCGCAAACACAAAUCGGUUUUAACAGUUUCGUGCAGUGGUGCUAAGGGAAAAGUCGCGAACUUUGAACUGCAUGUAAUUUUGACCCUCUGCCAACCUUGUGUGGCUCCAUUUUCAGUGCUCAUGGAUAGCUACACACUGCAAUUUUACUGAAGGCACUGCCACCACAAUGUUAGACAAAUAUUUUGACAUUCUGUGUUCUAUGACCAUUGGAAAAGGAGAGCUUUCCCAUUCUGAUAUCUGGAGCUCACAAUUGAGCAUGUUUUGAGCAAGUGGUUAAUUUUGUUUUGUUAAAAAAAAGAUGAGACGUAUAAUGAAAUUAUAUUUAAUUGUUCUAUUAUAUGUACUAAUCACAAGCUGCACAAGUUAUUGUUCCACUGCCUCAAAAGAGUGUUAUCCAAAGCAUCUAAAAUAGGUCUUGCUUCCUUUUAAUGAUAAAAUGUUUGAGUAAGAACCAAGAAUGAUGGGAGAAACAUACAUGUUAUAACUCACUAUUAGAUGGGAAAUUCAGAAGCACGUUCUAUAUAAUUUGGAUUCUAGAAACAUUCUGAUUGAACAUCGGGAUUUUCUGCUUUUAUAGCGAACUUUAGGCAUGUUCAGAGCUGCCAACAUUAGUCUGCUUAUGGCCUAUUGACAAGCCUUUUUAAUGGAGCUCUAAUAAGAAGCUCAGCUUUUUUUUUUUGCCUUACUAUAGCAGUAUUAGAAAAUGCCUAGCCAUGUUGAGCUGUUUCAGGGUUUCAAACACUUGUAUGCAUACUUUGUGAAGAAACAGUGACCAAACAUGUUCAUAUGUUAUCCCGCUUGUUACGUUAAAAGUUUCUCUGCUCAAAUGGCUAUGAUCAGUAGACGAGCUGGGCAUAAUGGGCAAGUGUGGCCUUGUUGCUAACGCAUCUUGGAUAAGUUUUGCAUAGUGAAAGUAAAAGACAGGACAAAGAAAGCACUGCGAGUCCUUGUGUGUCUUUUGUCCUCUUUUUUACUCACAUUAUGCAAAACCUAUACAAAUGUAGAGUCAGUCACGAAAGUUAUGUGGGACACUGGUUUCAUGAGAAAUGUUCAUUUGUGCUCUGUGAAGGUUUGGCAUGCCAUUUAUUAUGUAUCAGUGUGUAGCUUAGAGACUACUACAAAUUGAAACUUCAUUUAAGGCUAUGUGCUGAAGCUUUGCAAUAAUAUAGCUUUUAUGUAAAUCCUAAAUCUCAAACUUUUGUGGAAGACCAUACUUUACACGGUGCUACCCGCAGCAGCUUGCUUUCCAAUGACUUUAUAGAUACAUUUCUCGUUGUUAGUUCAGUUUUAAAGGGGUCCUGAACCACCCCUUGAGCUUGGUGGGAAAAAAAUGCAGACAGCGGAAAGCAGAUGGUGCUGUGAACAGCCCAGCCGAACCUUGCAGUCAUGCGUGGAGAGGAGAGUUCACAAGUUGAGUGCAAAGUUGUCACUUUCUCAAGCGCCCUCUCUUCAUACAGAGGCCUGUACACUCUUCGGAGGACCGUCAUACAACAGACUUUUCGCCAUACAACAGGUUGCUGCUAUUGGCCGAUAGCUUACAAAAACCAAGAGCGGCAUUUGGAUGAGGUGCGCUUCUUGCCAUGUGGUGCCACGAUGUGCUGGAUGCCGUGCUCUGUAGUGUGCUAUAAAUACACAGUAGCAACACGGGUGUGCACUGGAAUAAUGUUGAGAGUGAUCGCGUUUCAUGACGUGUGCUCAAGGUCACGGUGCGCACAUGACAUAGCUUCUUUCCCCCUUGUCAUCCCUCCCUGUGUCGCUUCCAGCUCGCUUAUUGGAACGGAAAAAGAGAGGACGCACUCAAAGUGUACGACAAAUCCUUGUAACUCUGCUCGUACUUGAGGAUUCAGAAAUUUUUUACGGCGGUCAAUUCUUGAGGCAAUAACCUUGGAUACUAAUGUCGACCAAUCAUUACGUGGUCAAGUGGUUCAGGGCCCCUUUUAUGAGGUGCACUAACAUGCCAUUUCACUCACAAGAAAAAAAAAGAAAGAAAAGAUGCUUAUAUGUGCUUAAGUUUAUUCUACAAGCUGCCCAGUCUUUUGUAUUUUAUUGGUUGUGUUCUUGCAUUGGACCAUUCUAAGCACGGGCAGCAAUCCAAACCCCACAUGUUCAGAAGAAGGCACGCUAGUGUCUAUAUGUUGUCAUAUGUAUAUUUUUAAUAGAAUCUUGCAAGUUUGGGAUGCAUUUAUUUAGGAAUGGUUAUUUUCACACUUAAUAGUAAUUGACCAGAAGAGUUCACAAAAGAGGAACUGUGACAAAAUUUGUGGUACAGCAUGACAUUGCACUUGUGCAGUUACUACAAAAUAUUAUUUAGCUCAGCCUUCUUGAGAGUAACAUACAUUGGCAAAUAUACGUCAAUGGGGGGAAAUUGUUGGCAUAGGGGUACUUUUUGCAUGAGGUCAGGAAAAUGCUUCUAUUCUUUUUUAAGUGACCUGCUUGUGUGGUUAACUAUUUUCUUUAUCCCUACACUUUGAGAUUUUGGUUGUUUGUAUAUAAGGUGUGAGACCAAGGGAAUUGUUUCUUGGAGCACAAAGGGAUCAAUGGCAGGCACGUCAUGCCUUUUUGGGAGGAGCCUCUCCAACAUUCUUGACUUGUCACAGACUAUAGCGACCACUGUUGUCAUUCGUUUAUGUUGCUUACAGUCACAGCUUUAUAUGUAAACAUUUCGUGCGGAUGUAAUUAUUUUACACAUUUUGUAUGCAUUACUUUACAUGAUUGCAGAGCUUGCUGUUUCUCUGCAGGUUUACACUGAUGCUCGUAAGAAUUUUACACUAAUCUUCUUUUUUUUGUGUAUCCUGUUUACACAUUCUUUUGCAUUUGUAACUGCCGGCAUGUGGACUAGGGCUCAAGACUAUGAACCGUAUAUGGAAAUAAAUUUUUGUCGUUGUCA